This is a messenger RNA of Bombus huntii, 8677 nucleotides long. It is a transcript of the gene by, whose product is annotated as tensin-1. The transcript is spliced from 23 exons. The record is from RefSeq and is a predicted model, not a curated record. NCBI's taxonomy places the organism in Eukaryota, Metazoa, Arthropoda, Insecta, Hymenoptera, Apidae. Gene Ontology annotation, molecular function: protein binding. Bases 1516 to 6543 code for a protein of 1675 amino acids.
GCGGGUCGAGCUGGUCGAGAAAAGCUGACGUUCGUAAAAUCAAGUCGCUCGACACGCGCACCGCUCCAUUCUCACGCGUAUACAUUUACUUUACGACACGAGACACUGCAUUUUGACGUUCCUCCAUUUCAAAAUUUCAAUUAAUGGACAAAUAAUGGAUGAAAAUACAGAAAUAUUGAAGAUAUUGUAUAUCAAUGAUGAAAUAUUUCUCUUGAAUUGAGACAUUUAAAAAAAUUUGAAAGAGGAUUUUCAAAUGCUGACAGCUGGCUUAAAAGUAUCUAUAAUUUGAGCAAUUGAAGUUUAAAAUAUUACGGAAUUAACGGUGCAAAGUUUCUUGAAUUUUGAGAAGAAAUUGCAAUCUAUCGUCGAGUUACCCGAUAAUCCCUGAAGCUUAUUACGCAGAAAUUGAAGAUGAGAUGAGAUUACGCAGAAAUGAUCAGACAGGUUGAUGAAUGUGCGAUGACAACUACCAGAAGCUAAUCCACCUUCAAGCUCGUUUCUUACGAGUCUACGAAGUUUUUAGUGAAUAUAUUUUCUAAUAUCAAACUUCUGAAAAAUCUUAUAAUAAUCCAAGUGAUAAAAAUGAUCUCGCUUUAACUCAAAAAAAUAAAAAUUCGUAAAUCGCACCAGUCAUAUAUAACCAUUGAAUAAUAUUUCUCGCGAUUUGUGGGAAAUAUUAUCGUCAUUAGUGGAAAAGGUUGAUCGCAGAAGAGUCGACGAAACGAAGAUAAGGGACGCGGUGACCCAGGCUGUCAAGGCGCGUAUAAAAUCGACGAUAGCAAAGUCGACAGUCGGCAGUGUCGCGGCAGCCGCGCGCGAGAGAGGACGUCGUCGUUAGUGCUACGUCGACGCGUGGAAAAGUCAGCAUAGAAAAGUCAGCGUGGAAACGUUAAUGCUUCCCACCACGCUGUGUUUUCGCUUUGUCAAUCAUCUCGCAAGAAUUGUGUUCGUUUGUGUUCUUAUCGCAACCUGCCUCGAUUGUGCCUGUACGAAUCGAUCCACGAUACAUUACGAAUGAAAAUCAUGCUCAAGGGACGAUCUAUAGUACGACUAGCUAAUUAACUUGCAGUCAAGACGCUUCGUUUCGAUGCAAAAUCACGACGUACGUGGUCUGCGCUUGGAGAUACAUAGAAUUAUUAACGAAUCAGUGAUAAAUCGGUGAAAAGUUCAAAGUAGAAGGAAAGACUCACAGAAUUCAUAGAAUAGUCGAAAAGGAAAUUUUCAUUGAAAAAAAAACGAAGAAUCCUGGCGAACAAAUUUGAAGGUUCCGAUUAAGUCCUGGGUUGAAUCCGGUUUAAAAGCGCGCGACUUUCCCAACUUUUCAAAAGAUCCGCGAGAUGCAGCGAACGAAAGACGCAGAUAACAACGUAAAGCCGAGGAAGCCUUGAGGGAUUUGCGGAAGGAGGACGAGAACGAGCUAGUGACUGGCAGGGAAGCGAGAAAGAGAGAAGUAGGAAAGAGAAGAAUCGGAGUCGCGAACAAGAGGCAACGGAGAGGCGAGAAAACACUCGAGGAAUGCCGUGGAUAAAGUGUUUGGGCGGCGGAGGCGGAAAGGCCAGAAGAGGCAAACCACUCAGCGUCAGCCAGCCGAUCCACCUGCUCGUCAAGAGCGAGUUCGAGCCGCAAUGUCACGUGUUCCGGACGAAACAGUUGCGCAAGCCGCGUCCGUGCCAUUUGUGCCAUCAGGCGGUGAUCAAACAGGCGUCGUGCUGCAGAGUUUGCAAAUACAUCUGCCACAAAACCUGCGAGGACAAGGGUGCUAGAUUCCGGGAUACCUCGCAGCAAAUCCAUAAGCAAUGGCAGGCAGAUCCGGCUCGAGCGUUUCCAACGGUUGGCCCCGUCACCGCAGGCUCGGUAUCUCCCACGUCAGGCGAAAUUUCAACCCCGAAUUCGACACCCAGUCCGAGCCCUAGUCCGACUAACAGUCAACAAGUCGCGCAUAAUGGAGGUUACGAGGCACAGCCGAAGAAUGUUAACACCAUUUCGAGAAGCAAACAACACCAGCAGCAAGGCAUACAGACGUCCUUGUCGGCGACGGCACCUGCAAGGACGCCGGGCGUCGGCGCGGACGCGACGACGACAGGAUCAGGAAAGGGUGGAGGUCGUGUUACAGAAGUAAUGGAGCUUUGUUACGUCACCGAAAGAAUCAUUGCGCUCUGGUACAGGGAGGAUGCGCAGGGCGUCCUUGAACAUGCUACCGCACUUCUGCGAGGAAAACACGGUGAUAAUUAUAUGAUAUUCAAUUUGUCAUCGCCGGGUCGUACCGGGGAGCCAAAUACCAGGGAAGCAGGAUGGCCGCAGGGUCUGGCACCUAGUUUGGAAAGACUGUGCGCCCUAUGCAAGGAGCUGGACUCCUGGCUGAACGGUGCUUCGAAUCGCGUGGUCGUUCUCCACGCCAGGGGAAGCAAAGAACGAUUGGGUGUGGCUGUGUCUGCGUACAUGAACUACAGUAGCAUCUGCGGCGGACGUGAUCAGGCGUUGGACAGGUUCGCUAUGAGAAGAUUCCUCGACGACAAAAUUGGAUCUCUGCAGGUUCCCUCGCAUCGAAGGUACAUCAAGUAUUUCAGCGGACUUCUGUCAGGUUCCUUGAGGAUCAGUCAAUCUCCACUUUAUUUAACGCAUCUCACCGUUCUGGGCGUUCCACUCUUCGAGCCUACAGGUUGCCGAGCAUUCCUCAAGGUCUACGAAGGCCUGACACCAGUCUACACCUCGGAUCUCUAUUCCGUUACAAACGCUCGCGAGUUCACCGUAAAUCUCGGAGGUCUUCGUCUUAGGGGAGACAUUCUGGUGAAAUGUUACCACAGGGUGUAUUCGAAGCAGAGCCGGGAAGUGAUGUUCUCCCUGCAGUUCCAUACCUGUGUAAUAACGGAGAACGUGGUGUCGUUCCCUCGAUCGGAACUGGACGUGGCUUGCGACGACCCACGAUGUCCUCCGGACAGCGUGGUGACUUUGUACUUCGCCACCGACGCCAAGCGUCAAGAUGGGCCCAUACCGGCGCCAACGCCAGCAGUACCGCAUGCAUCCGCUCAUAAUGAUCCCAUCCUGCACUGGGACAGCUACACGAAUCUCGAAAUCAGUGACGAUGAAGGACGGGAAACACCAUUAUCACCGCCACCACCUUCGAGUUCCUCAGUUCAGACAUCGCCUCGCGGAUUGGGUUACACCUGCGGUCCCAUAGAUGGAUCUCUGUACGCUGUGGUACACCAGGGUGCUGCCGGUGGUGCCCGUGGCUCACCAUUGACAGUUUCCAUGGACAGCGGCAUCAGCAGUGCUCCACCACAACGACCUAGUCCACCGGAACCAGAGCCGGAUAACCAGGCUCAUGGUGAUCUUGAUAAGCUUCUCCAUGAUAUGAUGCUUACUGUUGAGUCGAUGCCAGAUCCUCCGUCAGAUGAGUAUAGAACAGACAGAAGCGAGAAGAUGUACAUUCAGGAAACCCGCAGCUACAGCAGCCACACAAGCAGUCAUUCCCCAUCGACUUAUUCCACGUUGAAAGAUUCGUACAGGAACUACAGCACCGCGAAAGAAUCCAGUCCGCCAUAUAACUCGAGCAGCAGUUACAGCACUCUGAAGAACGAGUACCGAGAACCAGCAAAAAUUGAACAUCGAAGGGAGGAAUUCGAAUAUCGUAUGUCGCCUGAUCGAAAAAUUACUGAUACCUCCACGGACACGUACAGAAAACACGCGGACUCGUUUUCACCACCUGGAAAUAUCGAUUAUAUCGACGAAGACAUCCCCUAUCACGCGAGACAAACGAGUCAACCAUUCUCGUACGGUGCCACGUCGGACAUGAUUAAACAUCAAAAACUAUCGUCGCCUUCUUUGGUCAGAAAGGCGUCUGUGCGAGGUACGGCGCCUGUGGUGGAUUUCGAAGAUAUCUUAGGAGAGAAUUCGAGGAGACCUCUCAGCCCUUUGAGUCCAAACACGCCAGACCCUCCGCCAGAAUUCGCCAACGGUCCCGCGAAGAGCAGUUCGGAUCACGUGGAUGGAUUAUCAUGGUUGAGGCAGCAGCAAUUGAAACUUGCCGCGAGAAGGGAUGAAAGGAACCCGGGCAAACUUUGGCGUCAGGAAACUGGGAAUCGUGUGAUCGGCGAGCUGAGAAGCUUACAGAGAGGUAGAUUGAGGCACGACGGGUACGCUAGCGAUUCUGCGGUGCUCGAUGACGAUGACGAUACGUGGGUUGUCCACUCUACUUCCGGACAGACGCAAUCAAGACCGGCGCCUUAUACAUCCGCGCCAGCAAGUCCUCUGCUUCCGCAACGAUCCAGCAGCCGGAAGUACAAUGGUACGAUCGGAACCGGUACCCUAGGAAGACCACGAGCAGAGAGCGUGAACGAGCGUCCAUUCAUGUCCGUGAAACGCGCUUACGAAUAUCGCAAAUACGGCGACAGUCAGAGCCCUCCAACAUCCCCUCGCUCAGGCUUAGCAAGCACGCAACCCUUAGGAUUAGCAAUGCAGCAACAAGCAACGUUCAUUAAUACGGACAAGCCUCAGCCACCACGACCAGAGUCUCGUAGCGAUAGUUUUGCUCGCGCUGACGCUCUGUUGCGCGAGCACCGACAGCAACAGCAGCAACUGGCCGCCAGCAACGUUCACACGGACCAGAAACAAUCGGCGAGUCCAGAUUUCGUCUCGACUCUGACUCGAAAUUCUCGGCCAGAGUCGCGAAAUCAAAUCGUGACUUGUCAAAGUAUCAGCAGAACCACGGUGACCAGCAACGACAGGACCACCGACCACGUGGACGCAGGAUUGUUGACCAUGGUCGAUCAGCAAUCGAACACACCGAACAAUCCAGACCCUCUCGUGAGCCUCAUUCAAUCACUGGCUGAAAUUUCGCCCAUUCGCUCACCUCAAUCGAUGACUAACAAGUCAGACAUGAACGAUCAUCACACGAGCAUCAGCGCAGCAACCACGACAACUGCGAGGAGCAACAUUGUUAACCUUGCCAGCACUAAUUGCUCCCCUAACCAGUCGCCCAAAGCAUGGCAGAAUUGCACCCAGUCGCACAAUGACUCUGCUUCAUCGUGGACCGAGAGGAGCGUCAGUCCCGGAAGUACGGUGGUCAACAGCGCGUCGAGGCCGCAGACUCCGGCGUUUCCGGUACAUCCUCGAACCCCGUACGUGAACAAUUCCUCGCCUACGGUUACGUUCGCGGCUGAUCGCUCCUAUAGCACGAACACGAGUUACAACGUGAACAACAACAAUAAUAACGUGCACAACGUGGAGUCAACCGGGAACAAUAAUAACAACAUCGGGAAUUAUGGCAGCGAACGAACGAUCUACAUCGAAGAACGAAGAGAAGUCUCGAAGGAGACGGGACUUCCACCCAAGAGUCCGACAACACAGAGACGCUUGAGUUUCCCGGCAAGCGGGCCACUUAAACAAACGCAUAACAAACGAUGGCCGCUCACUAACCAAUCGGCGUCGUUCGACUAUAGCAAGGACCGAUCUGUUUCUCCGAUAAACGAGCCAACGAUGCAACAACAAUCGCAAGCUGUAUCGCGCAGCCCUGGUACUCCGACUCACAUUGAAUUUGCCCAAAGUCCGAAGAGUGCCACAUCGUACACAUCCAUAAACAGUGGUGGCCAGUCAUCUCCUCAGAUCCAGUAUUACGGUUCAAGACGAUCCAGUGUACAUUCGAACACCGAGCCGCAAGAAGUGGCCGAUGUCAACGUAAAAUUUGUGCGCGACACCAGCAGGAUCUGGUACAAGCCCAACAUAUCUCGAGAGCAAGCAAUCUCAAUGCUAAAGGAUGCAGCGCCAGGAACAUUCGUCGUUCGAGAUAGCAAUUCCUUCCCAGGAGCCUUUGGACUCGCUCUGAAGGUAGCAACUCCGCCUCCAAGUGCACCAAGCAGUCCCAAAGACCCGUCUAGCGAGUUAGUCAGGCACUUUUUGAUCGAGCCUACAUCCAGAGGUGUUAGAUUAAAGGGAUGUGCCAACGAGCCAGUCUUCAGCUCGUUAUCGGCGUUGGUUUAUCAACACAGUUUGAUGGCGAUGGCUCUACCUUGCCAGCUGUUGCUCCCAGAACCGGAAGCUGCAGCCAGAGCUCUCGAUUCACCUGGCACGAAUAGCACACAGCAACUGCUUGCACAGGGUGCAGCCUGUAAUGUUUUAUACCUUUUCACCAUGGACACGGAAUCACUGACGGGUCCUCAGGCCAUCAAAAAGGCAGUCACGACAAUGUUCGAGCAGAAGCCACUGCCUACAGCGACUAUCGUUCAUUUCAAAGUUUCAACGCAGGGAAUAACUUUGACGGAUAACGCGCGAAAGCUUUUCUUUCGUAGGCAUUAUCCCACGAAUAAUAUCAGCUACUGCGGCUUAGACACGGAGGAACGCACUUGGGACUUCGCCAGCGAGGAAACUGGCCGCUCAAUCAGUGCCCAUCGAUGCUUCGGAUUCGUCGCUAGAAAACCGGCGCACAAAUCGGACAACCAAUGCCACGUGUUCGCGGAGCUAGAACCAGAACAACCAGCCACAGCCAUAGUGAAUUUCGUGAACAAGGUCAUGAUGGGCAACUCCAUAGCCAAGGCCAACAUCGUAUAAAUUGUUUUAUUCGUCGCACACGUCCUCCAGAAUGCUUGAAUAACGGUUUCAUCUCCGAAACGCGGACAGAAAGUCGACGAAGACAAGAUAGAAGCGAUUCAUCAUGAAGAAUGAAUACGGAUCGAACAUUAUUUACGAAGAAUAAUAGCAAGACCGUGCUAUUCGAAGGACGUUAGUUGACUAUCGUAAUAGGUCUUCAUGCAUUUCGUGAAGUAGAAUCGAGUCAGUAGAGCAUGAACGUUCUAAGCAAAAAUACAGUAGAAGUUAACGAUAGAGAUUGAAUCGUUAUUGUUCUAAAUGAAGAAGUAUCCAAGUGAAAUGGUAAACUCGGUUCCAUCCUCGUGUCAGUGAUCACGCUAUUCAGAAGAGAAUGUUAUUAACGACGAUCGUUAUUGCUGGUUAUUAUAUUAGAGAAUAGUAAAGUAAUAUAAACUAUAUCGGAGCAAAGUACGAUGGCGCGAUUGCAACUUCUCGUUGUGUUACAUUCUAGAAAAGAAACACGAAGAUUUAACUUAAGAAUAAUUGUAACGAUUAUUCGUCUAUGAUUAACCGUUUUGUACCAGUUUUUUACGUCUAUAAUCGAGAAUCGUUCCUGCAUUAAUUAACGUAAACCAUCAUCAAGAGCAACGCAUGCUACACAGAAUUUUCGUUUUCUAUUAAUCGUAUUCGUUGUGAAGGGACGAAGUUACAGAAUAACGACGUUAUACUUUGCUUCCAGCGCGAAACUAUUACACGAACGAUAUGCAAGCGAACGUACCGAUAGCUGGUAGGUAUAGUUGAUUACGAGUAAUCGAGCGUGCUCUAUGCGCGAAUCUCGAAGAUCGUCGCGCAUUCGAAGCGCAGACUCGCGAGUACGUGUCUCGAUCGUAAAAAAUAUCACACGCAGAAAUAGUUACACGUAUAUAUGUACACUGUUACGAAAAAAUGCAAGAAAACUCAAGAAAAUAGUUGAAUAUCUAUAUACGUUAUUAAUCACGUUAUACUUGGGACUCUCGAGUAAUGUUUAUCGAAGAAAAUGUUACGUCGUUGCGGAGCCGUGCCUGUGUAUCGUAGCCCGCGAUGUUCCAAAAGAAAGCAGCGGUUUAACGUUACGAAUAAAACGUUCUAUAAAUAACUGUAAAUAAGUCGAACAGAAAAUAUGAACAGGUAUCGAGAAGAGAAUCGAUGCUUGUUCGUCGGAUGAAGAGAUGAGAAGUUAAGGGAUAAAGUAAUGGGGCGAACGGAAGAAAAAGGAGAGAUCGAUCCUCCAACAGCGUCAACGUGACGGAACAAAAAUAUAAACGAUACUCGAUGAGGAGUAGCGUAUCGAAACGAAACAUCACAUUUUGUUUAAUGACUCCCCGUAGGUUCUUGCCAUUUAUUCGUCCUCGCGAGCGACGUCCUUCGUUCGUGAAAGAAGAAUUCGAGAAUCGACGAAGGAAGAUCCAAUUGGCGGGGACGACGAUAAGCAGUCAAUUAUUACGAAAGAAAUGUUAUAUGUAAUUACGACAAUACCGUGCCACGAGGGGAUUUACGAUAAAAAAGAGGGAAAAAAAGAAACUGUUUAUCGUAUCCUCGACGUCGCGAUAAUUUUCUUUCUUUUCUCUUCGUCUACUUUUUACACUGUUUUAAUGCAAUCGAGAAGAUCGGUCGGACGGGCUCUUAUUAAGCUUCCUCUGCUUUAUCCAGAUGACUCUUCCAGUUAUCGAACCAAUGAUAUUGGAGAAGAAAUGGAGAGUGAGGAGUUUUUGUCAGAAACUGUGUGCUAGUCAAAAUUCGAUGUGUAUACUCGAACGUACAGAGAAUUCGAUAUAUAGAUCUCGAUCUGUAAAAGACGAGAAUAAUACAAACCACCCGAUCUUUCUUCUCGAUCCUCCUCUCUAUUUUAAUUCUUCGUAGUCGUUGUUCGUGGCCGCGUUUCUGGCCGCGAGCCACGAUCGUUGUCUCGUCUUUAUAUGUUUCAAUUUUCGUACACGUGGAAAGCUAACUAACCGAGUAACAUUAAUUUAACACCAGUCAUUAUUAUAAUAAUUAUUAAUUAUUAUUACUUAUUUACGCUCUAUUAUUACGUAGGUUCACGCAAUAAUUGUAUUGCUGCAUACCAGAACGGUAUGCUGUUAUAGUUGUAACGAUAAUAAACCAUAUUCGCAGCGUA